Molecule: messenger RNA, 2049 nt
Organism: Lodderomyces beijingensis
Lineage: Eukaryota; Fungi; Ascomycota; Pichiomycetes; Serinales; Debaryomycetaceae
Source: the annotation of a GenBank genome assembly
AUGUCGGAUGGAGAGCUAUUUUCUGAAGAUUCGUACGAGUUUGAAUUUGAAGAAGACGAAGAUGUCGACGUGGCGAGUGGCGGCGGAUCGCGUGGCUCACACUCCGAUGAUGCAAUUGACGAAGAUGAAGAUGAUGGCAUUGUAUGUAUAGCGCAGCAACAACGGAGACUGGAAACUUUUCAUUCGCUUUUGUUCUUGUUUCUGGUGACUAACGUUUAAGUAAAGGAGAAUCGAUAUUACUCAGCCAAGGCGAUGAAGGACGACGAUGUCGAUCAAGCAAUCGCUGAGUUUCACAAGAUUGUCAGCGGUAGUGGUAAUGGGGCGAUUGGGAAUGGCGAGAGGGAGAAACUAGAGUGGAUCUUCCGUUCCUACAAGCAAUUGAUCAAGUUGAAUUUCCACGAGGCAAACUACGAUGAAGUAAUACGUAUCCUACGUGCCGUGUUACCAUUGCUACCGAAGUUGAACCAGGUGGCCUAUAUCGAGGAAUCGCUAUCACGUAUGAUUGUACGAUAUUCCAACGUCAUCAAUGUCGACUUUGUCCAAAACUUGUACCGCGUCUUGCUUGAUCAGCUGUAUUUUGUCAAUGACAAAUUGUGGCUCAAGAUCAACUCGAACUUACUCAAUUUAUACCUUGAACAGCGGAAAUAUAGUGAUUUCGCCGCGUUGUUGGCGCAAGUGCACACGAGAGUCACGCGGAUGCCCGAGCUGAUUCAGAAAUUGUACAUGUUGGAGAUCAUCGCGGCCGAGAUUGAAUAUUUGUUCCAGAUUGAUAAAUUGGACUUGACGAGGAUGAGCAAGUUGUACAAGUUGAGUUGUCAAAGCACCACCGCGGUGACACACCCCAAGAUUAUGGGUGUGAUUAAAGAGUGCGGGGGAAAGAUUCAAUUUUAUCGCAAGAAUUAUCAAAAGGCCAAAUAUGAGUUUUACCAGAGUUUCAAUAGUUUUGAUGAAGCUGGUAGUUUGAUGGAGUACAAGUUGAAGAAUUUGAAAUAUCUCGCCUUGUGCUCUUUGCUUAGUGACUCUGAAUUGGAUCCGUUUCAAAGUUCUCAGGAGACUCAUACUUUUGUUGAGAAUAAUGGUGAGUUUGACAAUUUAAAGAAAUUGAUUCACGCUUACAACAAUUUCGACUUGAGGCAGUUUGAGCAAAGUUUGAAAGAUUCUUGUCGACUGGAUUCAUUUGCGCAAACGGAUGAAAUCUUCCAGCAUGCCCUGGGGGAGAUUUUACAGAAUUUGAGAUUGAAGAUCUUGGUCAAGUUGAUUGAAUCCCGCGAGGAGAUUAAAUUCGAUGAGCUAUGUGAUGAGUUGAAUUUAGGGGUGGAACAAGUGCAAGAGUUGUUAUUCAAGCUAAUGCAUGAGGGGAGAUUAGGUCAACACAUCAAAGUGGAUAAUUUACGCCAGCGAGUUUGUCAUGACGAAAAUUCGGUGGAGCUGUUGAUGGUUCCUACGACGCCAAAGUGUAUUUACUACAACACGAGACUAGUGGAGACAAUUUUGUCCUCGUCGAGUCCGGGUGGACAUGACACUAGCACGAUUGAAGAUACGAUGGAAAUCGACGCGAGGUCGAUGCAAGCGUCAGCACCAACAGCAGUGCUCUUUCCAACUACGCAAGAACGUGCUCCUACCACCACUACGAGUACGACAUUAAGAAGCCAGUUUUUCUUUUUAAUUGACCGCGCGUAUAAACCACUGGAUUGGUACGCUUCAAUAGCACGGUGGUACAGUUUCGUCAUGUCGGCUCCACCUAAACCCAAACUUCGAUCCGACUCAGCAGCUGCACUACCACUGGCGCGCCGGCGACUGCAAGAGAACAACAACCUAGGUUAUAGUAAAGCCGCGGAGAAGGAGUUAGCUAAUUUCCAAACUGGGCUCUUGAAUUCCACCAUUGAUGGCAGUGUUGGCGGCGGUGUAGGUGCUGGCGGCGGUGGCGGUGCUGGAGCUGGCUUAAACGGUGUAGGUGGGCUCGAUCCGAGUGCAGAUGGAGAUGACGGUGUUGUUUAUUUGAAACGGAUCAAUUUGCUCAAGUCCUGGGUCACUGCUCUCCAUGAUUGA